This is a messenger RNA of Myripristis murdjan (pinecone soldierfish), 7317 nucleotides long. It is a transcript of the gene nbr1b, whose product is annotated as NBR1 autophagy cargo receptor b. The record is from RefSeq and is a predicted model, not a curated record. Gene Ontology annotation, molecular function: ubiquitin binding. Gene Ontology annotation, biological process: macroautophagy. Gene Ontology annotation, cellular component: phagophore assembly site. Lineage: Eukaryota; Metazoa; Chordata; Actinopteri; Holocentriformes; Holocentridae. The transcript has 23 exons. Bases 130 to 3249 code for a protein of 1039 amino acids.
AUAACGUCUCACCCUCCCGUCGGAUAAAGUCACAGCGGAGCGACCUGACCAGAUUAACGCGAAUAUAUCCUCACCGGUCGGUUUUGUAAUAGUAAUAUGCGUUAAUUUGGCCGACGGGGGCUCGACGCCAUGGACUUCUACAUCAAUUUGAAGGUGAAUUUCAGGGGAAAUGCCAAGAAUUUCCUGCUGUCGGGAUCCGAGACGAAGAGCUGGGAGUCGAUGGAGGCCAUGGUGAAGCGUUCGUUUGGCCUGUGCAACCUUCAGCUGACCUAUUUCGAUGAGGAGAAUGAGGAGGUGUCCAUUAACAGCCAAGCGGAAUAUGAGGAGGCGCUGAAGAGUGCAGCGAGGCAGGGCAACCGCCUGCACAUGAACGUGUAUGAGACCCGUGGCCAGCCGGCAAGGGUUCCCACCACGAAGGCCAGUGGAACCGAGCCCAAAAGAGGCUUCAGACCCCCGCAACACUGCCCUGCUCUGGCCCAAGUGGUCAGUCGUAAGGUCCAGGCUGCUGUCCCCGAACAGGGCAUGGUAAUCAUGAAGGAAUUAAAAGGAACAAAAGAAGAAGACAAGACUCCUCCUGCCUGGUUCACCUCCUAUAUGGAGAAGUUCAAGGACCAGGUAGUUAGGGAGGCAGUGGAGAAGAUCUGCCGGGAGUUCUCCGGCCAGUGCUGCAUCCACAAGCCUCUGGGUGGAGGAUCAGGUGGAGGAGGAGGAGGAGGCGGCAGAGGGGAGGCAGCAGGAGGAGCAGAGGCCCAGCAGGUCCCGGAGGUGUCAUCCUCCACACUGCCCGGAGCUCCCUCCUCCUCCUCCACCCCGCCCUGUUCCUCCUGCAGGGGCCAGACCACCGGAGGAGGCUACCAGUGCAGUGUGUGUACGUCCUGCACUCUGUGUGAGCCCUGCAGUUUCUCUCAUGAUCCCAGUCACAACCUGGUAAGAGCCCGGACCCCUCUGUCCAUUCCGGAGCACGGAUCACCUGCUCCGGACCAUAGCAGGUUCUACAGGCGAGGUGACCGCAGCUUCCGGAAAGCGGAGAAGCAGCGGCUCAAAGCGGAGAAACGCCAGUUAAAGGCCGAGGUCAAAGAGAUCAGGAAGCAGCUGAGGAUGGAGAGGAGGGGUUUACAGUGGAGCUCCUCCCACCGUGACGGAAGCUCCUCCCCUGUCCUGCUGCAGCCCCGUGCCACCCAGCACAACAGCCCCGAGCGUCCGAAGCGUCCCUGUCCACUGGUGGUCCCAGCCAUGACGGCUGUGUUUCUGGAUGAAAACCUCCCUGAUGGAACCAGGCUCCGACCUGGGACCAAGUUCAUAAAGUACUGGAAGAUGAGGAACACUGGAACCAUCAGCUGGAGCGCUGAUACUAAGUUGAAGUUCAUGUGGGGGAACCUGGCAGUGGGAUCUGGGGACCGUUGGAGAGAAGUGUCCGUUCCCUUUCUCCAGCCAGGACAGGUUGGCGUGGUGAGUGUGGCGCUGUGUGCUCCCGGUGUGGAGGGAUCCUACACGUCCCACUGGCGUCUGGCCCAUGGUGGGGAGCAGUUCGGGCCGAGGGUCUGGUGCAGCAUCGUGGUCGACCCCCUGGCUCCAGCCGCCAUGAUGGCUGAUGGGAUUCUGGUGUCCCCCUGUGUCACACCGCAGGGCAAAAACCCAGUGGCUAAGGAUGGAAAAGCUACUGCAGCUUCUAGGGACCAACCUCUGUUGUCAGUGGACCAAGAGGAAUACUACAUUCCAUCUGUUGACCUGCUCACUGCACAGGAUCUGCUGUCUUUUGAGUUGCUGGACAUCAACAUAGUCCAGGAGUUGGAGAGUGUACCAAACAACACCCCUGCCGAUAUGACCCCCUGCAUGUCCCCUCUGCCCCAUGAUGGCCACCUGCAUGACAAGAGCAGCCCGUCUCUGGGGCUGAUCCAGGAGGAGACUGAGGUUGUCACUAGCAUUAUGGACGUACCCCAGGGGUCAGGCUCUGGAGCAGAAGGGGGUGGAGUCCCGGCCCAGGAGGAAGGGCAGGAUGACAUUAGCGGGACUCAGUUUGUUUGUGAGACUGUAAUUCGCUCCCUGACCCUGGAGGAGGCCCCUGACCACGCCCCCCUGAGAGGGCCCCGCCUAGGGACAGUGGUGCGCCCUGCUGCUCAGGGUGGCUCCGCCUCUUCCUGCGCGAAGAGCAAAGCAGUGAAAAUGGACAAGAGCCCAGACAGCAGCCCGAGCAGCUCCGGCUCUCCCCUGAAACCACCAGCCACCCUGAAGGCUUCUCUCCCAGCCCCACUGAAGGCCUCGCUGCCGGCUCCUCUGUCGGUGGCUGCGGCCCCGGGGCCUAGCUCGGCCCCAGCCCUGGCCCAGGCCCCACUCUCUGCUCCACCCAGGGCCUCCACGCUGCAGGAGCACAGGCUCACAGAUGAGGGCGUGGAGUCGGACAUCGAGAGCAUCUGCGUAGACGCCAGGAGGAAGGAUGGCGGGGAAGAUGAAGAGGAGGAGGAGAAGGAGAAAGAGGGAGAGGAGAAGAGAGAGGGGAGGAGUCGCUCUUCCUCGGCCUCCUCGGAGGACUACAUCAUCAUCCUCCCCGAUUGCUUUGACACCAGCCGGCCACUAGGGGAGUCCAUGUACAGUUCAGCCCUGUCCCAGCCCGGCGACGUUCCCGCUGAUAGCCCCAACGACCCAGAAGCCCCCUCUGCUGGCUGCCUGGGCUGCAGCAGGCUGGAGGGUGAGCCAGGGGAGGGAGGGGAGAGUGGGGCCGCCGCAGGGAGCAGCAGUGCCAACGACAUGCUGUGCACCUCCCAGACGCUGGACGACGAGCCGCUGACACCUGAAGUGGUGGCACCACCUAAAGCCAUCCUCACACCCAGUCCAGAGAGCAGUGGACAGACAGACAGCGACACUGCUGCUGCAGAGGAAUCCAAACUGUACCAGACUGAGGAUGGAUCUGUUUCUGGCAAAACCCAGACACAUGAUACUGAAGCUGCUGAAGGCACAGAAGAAGACAGCACUGAGGACCCCAGGCACCCCGGCAUCACCGGCGGCCUGGUGAAAGGAGCUCUGUCAGUCGCAGCCUCGGCCUACAAGGCUCUGUUCACAGGACAAGGACCCACACAGCCCCCGGUUGACGCGUCUACCCAGGACACCAUGAUGGCCGUGCUGGUGGAGAUGGGCUUCGGCGACCGGCCGCUCAACCAGCGCCUGCUGAAGAAACACAACUACAACCUGCUGGACGUGGUGAAUGAGCUCGUUCAGAUGACCGACAAUGACUGGUACUCCACCCGCUACUGAGAGACAGAGAGGGACGAGGGAGGGAGGCAGGACAGGAAUGCUAGGAGGUGAAUAUAGAGGAAGAAGAAGAGUGGGGAGAGGACAAGAGAAUUAUUAUUACAUGAAGCAAGAAGACAACAGGACAGAAAGAAGAGACUAGAAGAGAGAAUCUCAACGUUUCUACUCGGACAGCCACCUUACCUUCCUCAUUUUGCCCCAUCUCUCCUCUGAUUGGCCCCAGUGGACAUGAGGCAGUCCUCUCUACGACCGUACAAGGAGACAUUCCAGUGAACUCUCUGGGAUACUGUACUAGACUAUCAAACAACCGCGAUCUGUACUCUUACAUUCAGCGCAGGCCUUUGUAGUUGCAGAAAGGUCGCUUUACAUAGGACACCAAGGCAGGGAGAGGCGUAAUCAUUAUUUUCUCAUUAAAGGUGCUGCUUGUAGUAUUUUGCAUUUCUCAGAAGUUAAACCACCUUUUCCAUCAGCCUCAUUGCUUCCUGUUGCAAAGAGGAUGUUGCUACUUGUACACCCUCUCUUGGCUUUGCUUUUUGUUUUUGUUUUGGAGUGAGAAGAGUAUAAGCCUGGUAACCACAUCUAAUAACAGUGACUAUACAUUUGGACCAAGUAAGCUAACAUGAAGUUGAAGCUAUGCAGUUGGAGCAGCGGGACCGGAAUUAAGUUGUGUGCUACUUGCAAAAUUUAAAUUAAGUCAAUUCCUGUAUUGUGCCGUAAAGCAGUGAAGCAGAUGCAGUGUUGAGGCCACACAUCUUCUCGCCGACAGUCUCAUUUGUUGUUAUGCUCGUGUCAGGAUUAGCCAGAUGAUGGUUGCUUUGUUGCUGAAAUGCUACAAAUGGCACCUUUAAGCUUUGCCCUUUACAGUGUCUGAUAGCUCAUUUUGCCUCGGAAACUGAUUGCGAUCGGUGAGAGCUCACAUUCAAAUGACUACACAUCUAUAUCUGCAGAAAGAUCGAGUAGACUUUGCAUCUGAAGAAACUUUUGUAUUAUCACCUAGCCACUCUAAGUUAUAUUCAAAGCAUAUGUACACACACUAGUCAGCCACAGAGAGAAAGCCCAUGUUGAAUUUACCAUGUAAGUAAGCCAUGCUUCAGAUAGCUUAGAGGUUGGUUUCAAGUGAUUCUCUUUGCCCAUUUACAUUAAUGUAUCCUAAAAAUGGCUGCAUUUGAUGGGGUUAUACAUAUUCUUUGAGGUUUCACAAUUUAUAUCACUGCGCCAUAUAUGGCGAUUACAUACACGCUUACAAUAUCAGUGUACUGUAGCCAUAAUCUGCUGUGGAAGACUACUGAAAGCAUAAAAAAAACCUUUUCCUUUAUCAGUACCUUAUGAGAUUAUUCUAGAGAUAAAACAUUUAUGUGGAGAAUUUCUUUACUGUAUUGUGUUAAAGUAUUGUGAAAGAAUACCUUGGAUGUGUUUUCCGCUCUAAAAGGGACCAUUCCUCAUCAGCACCUGUGAGUGAUUUCAGUUGCACCACAUUUGCUCAUUCUUUCCUUACCCUGUCUCCUGUUUCAUGACUGCACUGUAAGGAUUCCUAGUUUUCACCCGGAUUAGACCAAACACCUCGUGUUUUGCACACCGAGGCUAUGUUCACACUGCAAAAGAAAGUGUUCAAAUUCAGAUUUUAAUCCCUGACAUGUGACACUGGUCCACUGCUUUCUGAUCUGAGUGAUCGGCAAAAAAGCUGCAGGUAGUCACCAUUUUGAAUUCUGAUCUGGACCAAAUGGGUGUGUGAAACAAGACCAGGUCGACAGCAAUGUGACCUGCAUGCAAAUGAUCUUGCAGAUGACAGUUUGUCAGAUUUUCCAUGACAAAAAGUAGAUCACAUGCCGUUCACCUGAGACAAUACAGUCAUAACUUUGGCAACCAUGGCAGCUUGGCUGAGCCAGCGUUAGCACGGACCACAGCAACGGCAAGAAAGCCAAACAGAUGACUUCUAACGCUUCAGUUCACUCAAAACUUGAACCACUGAUAAUUACUUAACACUGAUACAGUAUUACUGUGUAUUGAAUUAUUAUUAUUGAACCAUAUCAUAAUGGCGUAUUAGAGUUAUCAUCUAUGUUGUCUAACUUAAUGAUAAAUAAUUAAAAUGUUUCAGGAAAUAUCCAAGAGAAAUUAGGGAAUAUUAUUCAAAAUUAGUUUUUCAUACUUUUUUAAUACCAUGCAGCUCAAUCUGAUAGAUAUCAGUUGUAGUAUGUAAUAUUUCCAUAUCUUGGCAUAUAAUUACAUUUAUGUUGGAAUAAUUUGUAAUGAUUAACAUGGUAUUCAUCAUGUUCAUAUUAGUCAAAGUUAUCCAAGUUAUGUGCUCCAGUGGCUGUGAACAGUCACCCUGAACAAUGAAGACAUGAGCUGGUUCAAGAACCUGAAGCAACUUAUCGUCUUGCAUAUGAGCAGUAAUGCAAAUACAUGUUUUCAUACACAAGACGCGCAGAUGUGCUAACAUGACACAUCCUUUUUGAGAUUGCGUCUCGAUUAUGUACAAUAAGGUCAUUCUGAAUUUACUGGAAACUGGAAUCAGUGGCAACAAUGUGUGUGUGUAUGUGUGUGUAUGUUUUUUUUUUUUUUUUUUAAUGUAUGAUUACAUACAGAAUCCCCCGUAAAUAUUGGUUGAUUUCAUUAGUUAGGACAAAGGUUUUAGGUUGUUUAAAGUGUUUCACUUCGAAUGCUUGAAGGCCAUUUGGAAAUGUGUAACAAAAAAAAAAAGUUGUGGAUGUUGUACUUUUUGCAGUUUAUGCUUUUGUUGUGGUUGGAUUUGCUUUGCUGUAUGUAUGUGUGGUAGUGUUUUGGUUUGUUGGAAAUGUUACCAGAAAAAAAUGAUUCUUUCAUUGCACAGAAGACUUGAGAAAGACUUGCAUAAGAAAACAGCACUUAACUUAUUAUUGUAGGAUAAUGAUAAAUUGUGCGUAGAGCUAUUCAGACUCAGUUACAUUAUACUGACAGUUUAAAUUCACUGGAAGCCAUUUGAAUUUGCCAAAAUGGUGUUGUACGGAGAAAACUUUUGUCCUUUUAUAAGUCAUUGGUCAAAGAUAAUCCUGGCGAUAAGAUACUGUAGUUCUCCUUUUCCGGUCAUGCUGCAAAGCCAGAAGAUUUUUUUUGUCUUUCUAAAACCAUCGUGGCUUUCUCCAUCAUGGUUUCGUUUCAUGAAGGUAACAGUCAGUCAGUAGCUGUCCCGUGACGUUUGAGUUCAUUUAAAGGAUAACGUGAUCAGGCUUCAGGUUUAAAAUGAAAUGUGUUCCAGCUUUGCAGCCUGGCAACCAAAUGCGGUUUGGUAAAAGGAAACCUUUUUCUCAAAGUGGUGAAUUUUUAUGACCAAAGGUAAACAGCUGAUUCCUAAUAUGGUGUAACAUUUGUGAUUAUUGGCCUUCAAAACAGACCAAUCUCCUCUCAGUGUGUCUCAGUGCUUCAGUUUCUGACUCUAAGUGUAAACGUAGUGUCAUCAGCAUAAUGACAAUAAUCAAAGUAUGAUUAGAGUUAGCAUAUUAUAGAAAAAAUGUAAAUGGGAAAACAAGAUGUUAUUUCUGAGGAACCAUUUGCAUUGGUACCAGUGUUUCUAUCACCACAGAUUGGUCAGGGUGGCAGAUGCUAGACUAAAAUGAUGUCACCUUUGUCUAAAUUCUGUUUCUGCAGCCUGCCCACCCUGCCAAGAAUAAAACUCCUGGAGGAAACGUUGGUUCACACCAUAGUUUACCUGGUUUCCACAUCAUGAUAGCCAGGAUUUCUUCCAAUUUUUUUGCCAUCUGGGGUCCAAAUUUACUCAAUUUAGUCUGGACACAGUCUCAUUUAAAAGACUCAGACACGCCUGGGCUGGUUGGUACUUGAUGAAGGUGAAAAUUCAUAGUUUCACAUCUUGUAUGUCAGCACGUUAUGACUGAAUGUGUGUUUUACUCUCUGGUGGAGCAAGUGAGAUAUUUUCAUACUGGGGUGUGAAUUCAAGCUUUUUUUUUUUUUUUAAUUUUCUUUGAGGGACAAAGAGAGAAGAAGAUUGUUUGAGCUUUUUUCUGUGUUGCACUUUAUGGACAUGAUGGUAUGUGAUGUACAAAUCAGUCUGUCUCCAAUUAAAGUCACUACACUUAC